AUGGCGUCGUACACAGAAACCGUAUCAAUUCCCAGCACUCGAAAGCACGAAGAACACAGUGAGACUGAUUCGCCAGAUCUCAAACGACACCGCUUUGAAGCAGAUGCUCCUUCAUCAGAGAACUGCCCAGCUCCUGGAGUUUACGAAACGUAUAUAAAACAUCAUGAGACGUUGAAAGACAUUGUUCCCAGCGCCCUGCUUCAAAGACUAGACGACUGCCUCAUCAAGACCGGGCAGACCAUCGACCCAGCCUUGACCGCUGCCUCUGCGGCUCGCCACGUUUUCCUCGUUCUCAGGAGCCGGGAGCAUGGGCAGGGAAUCUUCAGCGAAGAACACGAGUUUCUUGUCCUGGGCGUGUUCGGAACUGUUACAAGCGCCAACUUCGAAGUGAUGGAAGCAUUUCAAAAAACUUAUGAGUGUAUGCUUGAUGAGGCCGACGAAGAAGGGAGACCAGCCUCACGGCGCGCGGCCGGCUAUCCGUCCACAUGGAAGGUAGACGAGGGAUCGGGAUGCUUGAAGCUUUGGGCUGAGGAUCCAGAAUAUGGAGAUGGAACAGUGUGGGCGGAGAAAUGGGUCGUGGGAGAGUGA
Messenger RNA from Neoarthrinium moseri, 588 nucleotides. RefSeq lists its product as uncharacterized. The coding region runs from base 1 to 588 and encodes 195 amino acids. The transcript has a single exon. The record is from RefSeq and is a predicted model, not a curated record. NCBI's taxonomy places the organism in Eukaryota, Fungi, Ascomycota, Sordariomycetes, Amphisphaeriales, Apiosporaceae.